ACCCCGUUGGAUUGCAGCAAAUUUAACGUUUCUUAAUUUGCUUUAUUGCACGGUUACCCCUUGUAGAUGAGAACAGCAUUUUGCAGAAUGAUAUCCCCGAAUUUCUCUGCCCGCUUAUUCAUAUUGUGCAUCCCCCUCCAUCCACCCGCCCGCCCACCCCGCUUGCUUCGCGUCAGCUCCGCUUGCCUUUUGCCGCAAAGGCUGCUGAGACCCGCAUAAGGCUGCAGGCGGAGGGAAGGCGCGCAGCGGCCGCGGCCAGCAUUUCAGAGCCAUGGAAAAACUGCUGAAAUCCGAACUGAAAACCACCGUGCUGAAGGCAUUUGGGAGCUCGGGAGGAGGGUGCAUAAGCCAAGGGCAGAGCUAUGAAACCGACCACGGGCGAGUGUUCGUUAAAAUCAACAACAAGCCUCAGGCUAGGACAAUGUUUGAGGGUGAAAUGGCAAGCUUAAUAGCUAUUCAGCAAACCAACACUCUGCGGGUUCCCCAGCCCAUUAAAGUGAUCGAUCUUCCAGGAGGUGGAGCAGCAUUUGCCAUGGAGUACCUAAAAAUGAAGAGUCUCGGCAAAUAUUCUGCAAAACUGGGAGAGCAAGUAGCAGAUCUUCACCUUUACAACCAAAAACUUGGAGAAAAAAUAAAGAAAGAAGAAAACACAGUUGGGAAAGGUGCAGGCCAGACAGAACCUCAUCAUGUGGAUAAGUUUGGAUUCCACAUUAUUACCUGCUGUGGCUAUAUAGCUCAGGUGAAUGAAUGGCAAAGUGACUGGCCCACUUUCUUCAUACGUCACCGUCUCCAAUCCCAAAUGGAUUUGAUUGAGAGAGAUUACGGAGACAGAGAAGCAAGGGAACUGUGGUCUCGGUUAAAGCCAAAGAUUCCGGAGAUGUUUUGUGACCUGGAGAUAAUUCCUGCCCUCCUACAUGGGGACCUGUGGGCAGGAAAUGUAGCUGAAGAUGACUCCGGUCCAAUUCUUUUUGACCCUGCUUGUUUCUACGGUCAUUCAGAAUUUGAACUUGCAAUUUCUAUGAUGUUUGGUGGCUUUAGCAGUUCUUUCUUCUCUGCUUAUCACAGCAAAAUCCCCAAAGCUCCAGGCUUUGAAAAGCGCAACAAACUUUACCAGCUAUUUAACUAUAUUAACCACUGGAACCAUUUUGGGACAGGAUACCGGGGCCCCACUCUUAAUGUUAUGCGAAAGCUUUUAAAGUAACCCUCAAACAUGGUCAU
Molecule: messenger RNA, 1218 nt
Organism: Podarcis raffonei (Aeolian wall lizard)
Lineage: Eukaryota; Metazoa; Chordata; Lepidosauria; Squamata; Lacertidae
Gene: FN3K
Product: fructosamine 3 kinase
Exons: 6
Coding region: 272-1201 (309 amino acids)
Biological process (GO): fructosamine metabolic process
Source: RefSeq, a predicted model, not a curated record